AUUUGUGAUCGUGGUGCCUACUGUACCGUGGAGAAGCCAGUGGGAACCUUACACUGCAGAGCUCUCGUCCUGUCUUGGCCUGGCCCGGCCCGGCCCCGCGCUAUGGAGUUCCUUUGGGCCCCUCUCUUGGGUCUGUGCUGCAGUCUGGCCGCUGCGGACCGCCACAUCGUCUUCUGGAACAGUUCAAAUCCCAAGUUCCGAGAGGAGGACUACACUGUGCACGUGCAGCUGAAUGACUACCUAGACAUCAUCUGCCCACAUUAUGAGGACGACUCUGUGGCAGAUGCUGCCAUGGAGCGAUACACACUGUACAUGGUGGAACACCAGGAGUAUGUGGCGUGUGAGCCCCAGUCCAAGGACCAGGUCCGAUGGAAGUGCAACCAGCCCAGUGCCAAGCAUGGCCCAGAGAAGCUGUCUGAGAAAUUCCAGCGCUUCACACCUUUCACCUUGGGAAAGGAGUUCAAGGAAGGACACAGCUACUACUACAUCUCCAAACCUAUCUACCAUCAGGAAAACCAGUGCUUGAAGUUGAAGGUGACUGUCAAUGGCAAAAUCACUCAUAAUCCCCAGGCCCAUGCCAACCCACAGGAGAAGAGACUCCAAGCAGAUGACCCGGAAGUGCAAGUUUUGCAUAGCAUUGGUCACAGCGCCGCCCCCCGCCUUUUCCCAUUGGUUUGGGCAGUAUUGCUUCUACCACUGCUGCUGCUGCAAACUCAGUGAAGGUGUUUGCUUGCCCUGGCUUAUGGAUUGGAACGGGACUAAGGGGCAGGGAUAAGCACCCCAAAGCCCCAGCCCUGGGAACCCCUCCCACUACACGCACAAGAUGCCACCAUGAAGCCUCAGAAGGUUCAGUAUUAAGGGUUUUAACCGAAAGGAGUUCACCCAGCUGGACUGUGCCAUCCUACCUCCACUUCGGAGGGAUGGAGAAAGACGUGGAGAAGGUCCUUUCCCUGCGAUUUCUACCUUUAAGCCAAAGAAACAAGCUGUGCGAACCUGGCCCAUUAAGAGGGUUCAGUGGGAGAUGGGCUAAAAGAGCCUGAGGUCAUGCAGUUGGACACUGAACUUGAUAAAGAUGUCUUUCCCCAAGGAAGCCAUGAUGUGCAGAUGAACUGACCAAAGGAAAAGCUUGAGACAGCUUCCUGUGGGGGAGAGUCAGGUACAGGAGAGGCAGCUUGAGCUGACCCAGCAUCUCUGCAAGAUUUCCACCUGCUGGGUUGCCAGAGAGGUUUGUAGCCCGGCACUGACUGCAUCCUCCCCAUCCCUGGAGCAACAUUCCCUGGAGCUGUGCCAAUGGGAGGACUAAAGCAGCCUGGUUUUAGAGUGAAGAUAUAAGGGCAGUGCCCGUGUGUACAGUCUGUGGAGUUUAGCUAAACGGGCAGGGCCCACAUGUACAGUGUCUGUAUAUAAACGUGCUGUGUCUGCUCGUUUCUACAACUGCAGGUUUUUUUAUACAGUGUUCUUGGAUUCAUAAUAAAGUGAUGUUUUUGGUUUUUUACGGA
This is a messenger RNA of Arvicanthis niloticus (Nile rat), 1499 nucleotides long. RefSeq names its product ephrin A1 (gene Efna1). Gene Ontology annotation, biological process: axon guidance; ephrin receptor signaling pathway. Lineage: Eukaryota; Metazoa; Chordata; Mammalia; Rodentia; Muridae. Gene Ontology annotation, molecular function: ephrin receptor binding. Gene Ontology annotation, cellular component: plasma membrane. The record is from RefSeq and is a predicted model, not a curated record.